Messenger RNA from Cherax quadricarinatus, 3805 nucleotides. RefSeq lists its product as uncharacterized. The record is from RefSeq and is a predicted model, not a curated record. Lineage: Eukaryota; Metazoa; Arthropoda; Malacostraca; Decapoda; Parastacidae. Gene Ontology annotation, biological process: protein peptidyl-prolyl isomerization; protein ubiquitination. Gene Ontology annotation, molecular function: ubiquitin protein ligase activity; peptidyl-prolyl cis-trans isomerase activity.
AGGUGCAGGAAUUGUUCGGAGUUGAUUUGUCAAAACAAUGUGGCAACAAUGGUUAAGCCCCUCCCUCUGGCCUCAGGUUGAGGUGUGAUCCUUGCCACAGUGGCUCUCACUACCUGCUUCCCAACAAGUACGCCGCCUCACCACAACAAACUCUUAAGUUGAUGAGAUGGCCUCACAAGAUUGCCAGGUGUGCCUGGAGCCUUAUGACGAUAAGGUGCGACGUCCGCGCUGCCUCAGCUGCGGCCACACCUUUUGCACCUCCUGCAUCGCUGACACAAUAGCUCGUGGACCCCUCUACUGCCCCUUUUGUCGCGUUAUCCAUGCCUCGCCCGUCGCCCGCGCUGAUGAUGUUCCUGUCAACUACACCGUCGUCAGCCUGUUGCAGGAUACACCGUUCUCCAUGGGCACAGAGCGCUCACUUGCGCUUCUAGCAGAGCUUAAAAAAGAAGCUAAUGAGCUUACUACGACUCAGUUAGUGGCUUGUAAUUGCCACCUCACAAGACUUACGGACUUUAAGAAGAGGUUGUCGGAGCAACGAAGUGUCCACCAGGUGCAAAUCCAAGCACUGAGGACCCUGAUAGACCGAAACGAGAGUCUCCUGCACGAAAUGACUAGCACCGCUGCCCAAGUGGACGCCACCAUCACCGAGGGCAUGGAGAAGCGCACUACACUGGAGGCGGCGCAGGCCAGGGUCAACGCUGCCUCUACUCUCUUGGAAGUCACCGCUGCUCAUCACGACGACCAAGAAAAAGACGAAUCCGUCCAGGAGUGGUGUGAGUCCGCUCACCAACUGCUGCAGUCACAGGUCCUCGUUGUCGCCAGAGAGGUGGAGCACGUGACCAGCGCCGCCCUACAAGCAGUAGUGGGUCACAGCAUGUCCGCAGCCGCAGCUUCUCUAACACCCACCAAUCCCAAGCUGGCUCACGACAUGCCUAACACUUGGCAGCUGGUUGAGGAGGUGAUGAACAAGGCUCAGCUGGUUGGUAGCGGCGUGUGCGCCAUCUUGGAGACAGACGGCAGGCGGCGCUGCGCUAAGAUGGUACACGUGGAAAACAGAAUCUACCUCUCAUCGCUCAAGGAAGGAGACCCACCCAUCUAUUCACACACAGUACCUUACCGCGACGUGCGAGGUCUGGUGGAUGAAACCUGCGUGAGGAUCUUCCUGGAACUGUCUUGGGGAGGUCAAGUUCAAGGACGUGUAUGUAUCAAGCUGCUCAACACAGCACCCAGGACACGACAGUUCUUCUUCCUGUGUUCUGGAGAGCGCGGCCCUUCAUACGCCAACACCAAUCUGUUCGAAGUUGAGAGCCGAGGGCAACCUGGUGAGCGGGUGUGGGGCGGUGACUAUGAAAACAAUGAUGGCAGUGGUGGGUCAGCUCUUCCAGGUCUGAUAAUGGGUGACCUCAAUGUGCAGACGGUGACGGCGGGGCUGGUGGCCGGGUACUGUUAUGGCGACGAGCACCGCAAACCCUCACACUUCGUCAUCUAUAAUAAUGACUGUCCCGUCGCCUACGAGGAGUGCCCUAUAGGAAAGGUAGAAAGUGGGAUGGAGUUGGUGCGGGCAGCUGCUAAACUGCCCAAUGUGCAAGACACCGCUAUCAGUGACUGUGGAAUUGUGUUGUGUAUCUGAGACUAAUUAUAUACGGAAGGAAACCCUGGACACGCCGUCACACAUGUGAGAAAAAUUAAGUGAUCCUGAGCAGUCUUCAUCGCGUAAUAACCUAAUAUGAAAACGUUUUGUGUUGGGUUCAAAACGUUAGUAUAUUGCGUAUUUAGAACUGUCUCUGAUCAUGAAGUACUGUAGUGUGACUAGUUAAUGGUCCAAGUCGGAUCGAAACGUUGUCAUAAAGUUUCUCCUAUGUGCUGGUUAUUUGUGUACUGUAGUGGUGUGAAACAUUGAGCGGGUAUAUGAAUUAUGUUGCACUAUGUGUACUUUACAAAGCCUGGCAUUCCUGCUUAGAAAUGGAUGACCAACUGUAUGUAAAUGUGUUAGGAAGAUUAGUGUUGUUGGCUGGUUUAGAUGACAAUGCUAUGGAACCGGCGGACUGGGGGGAAGGGGUCCUCACUGUGCAAAUUUUCUUUUAAAAAUAUUUAGCAGUUCUAUGUCAAAUGGUGAUAUUUGGCUCACCUUGAGAUAUUAAAAAGUCAAACAUAUUUAUUAAAUCGUGAAAUGUUGAAAAUUAUUUUAUUAAGGAAGACCAAGCAUACUUCAGUCCCAUGUUAAUUAAACUCAUUUCCCCAGUUGCUACGUAAGUGCCUGUAUUUAUCAUGAGGUGGAUAGCUUAACCUUGUCUCGAUAGGAUCUUCCCUAUUUUUCACGAAGUUAAUUUUAACAGUAAUCUUGGUUUAGAUAGGUUUGUAGGUAAAAUAUUUCAAUAGUUUACUACUCUGUGAGAAGACAAGACAUGUCUGUCGUGCACUGCAGUUUGGCAGGCUGGAAGCUGUUGAAUUAAUUUUCGUGUUGAAAAUAAAUUAUGUGAUUACCUAACAACUGUAAGAAAGCAUAAGAUGUGCAACAACAACGUCGCAUAGAUAUAACAUUUUCGUCAAUGCAAAUAUUUGUUUACUGUAAAAACUAGCUUCGAGAUCUGGCAUCAUUGGAUUAGUCAGCAGCCAUGAUGAGACAUUCUCAUUCCCUUGCAUCUCAAAACUUUAAGAUAUACAUUUUUUACACUGAAUUUAUAGGCUAAGAGCUGUUCUCUUAUCAGCUCAUUUUAAAUCCUAGUCCUAUCCAUGCCAUUCCCAGAAUGCUACCCAUAACUCCACUAGCCUGACUAAUUACGUUUGGUACAUUGAAAGCCUAUCGACUGCACGUGGGUCAAAAGCUGUAAUUCAUUUGUAUACAACAAGAAUACUUCCAUAAAAUAGUGAUUAAAGUAAAUUAUCGAAUGUAUAUAUACGAAGAUAUAUACCCCUCAUGGUGCUAAGUAGGUUUUUUUUUUUUUGUAUUAUAAAGUGUGCUAGGUAGGUAUUGUACUAAAGACAUGCUCAUACCAGAGACAACCUGAUAAGUCAUCUGUUAGUUAAACCUUCAGUAGUCUCUCAGGAUUACAUAACUCAUUGUUAUUUUUUACACGUGAUUAACUUAAAAUGUUUCAUUGUUAGUGGCAUGCAUAAGCAUUAUUAAGUUAUUUUCUUGGCAAUAUUGUAAUAGGGAACACGUCGAGGUUCCUGGAAUCAUUUUUGACUGAUCUAGGUAGAAUACGAACGAUUGUGAAGUAACUGACAGGCACUAGGUGGAGUUAUCCUUCAAGAUCAGGUGGAUUAUUAUUAUUAUAAUCAAGGGGGAAGCGCUAAACCCGGAGGAUUAUACAGCGCCUGGGGGGGGGAUGUGGAAGGUAUUCAGGCUUAAUUCGGGGAAGUGGAGCACAGAUCCAAUUCCCUAAAUCAAGAGCCCUUCACCAACAUCAAGGAACCUUCCUUGAGGGGAAGAUCAGGUGGAGUUAGGAGUCUGCGUUGUCACCCUCCAUGAUUAGGUGGAGUUGAGUGUAGGUGGGCACCCCAACUAUCGUCACAGAGUAAACAACUCUGGCAGGUCAGGUAGCAUUGCCAAUCAAGACAACUUUUAUGAAUUAGCAUUUAGCAGUGGUUUUAUAAUACAGCCGAGAGAGGCAGUUGUUAUUAUUAUAUUCAUAGGGAAGCAUAGGGGUCAUAUAGCGUGAGAGAGGCAAAAUGUAGUGAGUGUUUAAGGAAGUAAUUGUAACUGGACUGUGGUUUGAAAUUGACCAUACUACAAGUUCAGGAGAUUGAUAAAAUGGUGCUGUGUAUGAAAUGUAUUUUGUUAAAUAUAUUAAAUAAUAUAAAA